AUGCGAGGCCAGGAGAGAAUAUGGAAGGCGGCGCCGCUGCCACAGUCCUUCCACGCUUCCCUCGAGUCUGGCAACUGGCUGCGUGCUCUUCAAAUUUAUCAGCGCCACCCAUACCACACCCCACCCGCAGACACGUUUGACCUCUUAAAGGCCGUCAUGCAUUACACCGGCGUCGGCGUCGAGGAUGUGAAGGCACGCUUUAAUGAGAAACUGCGCCUUUCCGCCAGCUUACAGCGCCGCAAGUCUGAGGAGGUGGAGUGGUCUCUGUUUUGGGAAGCGCUUAACAAGGGCGACGGUAAGAUGAUCAGCGAUGCUCUAUCAGGGGCCAGCGUGAGUGGUACCACCCAGCAGAUCGGCAUGGCGGAGGCGUGUGCGGUGCUGCUGAAGGGGGCGGGGAAGGAGUGGCACACGCGCCUUGUGGACGACUUGCCUUUCUCCACUGUCAGCCGAUGUAGUCUCCUUCAUGCCGCCCUCGCAGAGAAGCGGCCCGACGUGGCAGCGGAGAUGCUCAGCCACGCACGUGUUACCCGUUCUGACCUGAACAGUCUGUGGCCGCUCAUAGCUCAAUGCACCUGGGAGGAGGUGCUGAGGAUGAUCUCGCUUUGUCCAAAGAACGCUGUGCCCUACAACAAAGCGCUUCCUUUCAUCCUAAAGGACGGCUGCAGCUUGCAGACACUCUCCGAACAUCUCGAGCACGCCCGGGUCUUGGGGGACGCCGACGUCGUCUCCCCGUUGCUGGCGUACGCGGUGGAGAUGGGGGACUGGUCUUACGUCGAACGCUGCGUGGGGCAUCUGGUUGACAUUGGCAAGAUCGCCUCUUCAGCCCGUGAUGCCUUUGGCCACUUGUGCAAACUGCAUGGACCGAAGCGCGUAUGUCAGCGUCUGCUCGAACAUCACGUUGAGCUCUCCGACAUGACCAUCGAAGACCUCGAGUCCCUCCGGUUUUGA
Leishmania braziliensis MHOM/BR/75/M2904 is the source of this 948-nucleotide messenger RNA. RefSeq lists its product as hypothetical. Lineage: Eukaryota; Euglenozoa; Kinetoplastea; Trypanosomatida; Trypanosomatidae. The transcript has a single exon. The record is from RefSeq and is a predicted model, not a curated record. The coding region runs from base 1 to 948 and encodes 315 amino acids.